AUGCAGACGCCGAGAGCCCUCUCGAACGACUCCAAUUCGCCUCCGCCGAAACGGCGUCAGCCCCAGGUGCCGGAACCGGUCCCGAGCGACUCCGGUUCGCCUCCACCGAGAGGGCGGCCGGCGCCGGAACCAGUAAAGGGAAAGUUGGAGCGGGACGAUGCUGGUUACGUACGCAGCGAGAGUUUGCAAACGGCGCUGGAUUGGUGGCAAUUUCGGCAUCCGAAGUUUCGGUGCACAGCCUUUUACAUGUACGAGGCGAAGUUCACGGUGAAGCUGUAUUGGAAGUGCCUGAAGCGGUUGAUAGAGGAGGACUGCGACGGGGUGGGCACGGUGCUCAAUAUCGGACGGUGUCACUGGGUGGCUAUAUACGUGAGCAAGAAGAGCCGGACGAUCGAGUACUAUGACCCGUAUGGUACGGAGCCGAGCGAGCGGGUGCGGUCAGUGUUGGAGCGGAUCGGGCGAAUGGUGGGUACUAACCUCAACGAAUUUGGCGGACGGUUCCCAGUGGAGGUCAGCUCGGCGCAUCACCAACAUGAUGUGACGGAGUGCGGGUUGUACUCCUUGGCGUUUCUGUACGAGAGGGGGGUGACGGGGAAGAGUUUUUUUGCGUGCACAAGAGGGUCGGCUAUCGGUCGGAGCAUGCUGGAUAUAUACUGCAGAAUGUGGUUUGCAUGA
Klebsormidium nitens is the source of this 675-nucleotide messenger RNA. NCBI's taxonomy places the organism in Eukaryota, Viridiplantae, Streptophyta, Klebsormidiophyceae, Klebsormidiales, Klebsormidiaceae. The record is from the annotation of a GenBank genome assembly.